AUUGUCGUUUUUAAUAAUUCUAUUGUCGAUACCACACGAAUGGGCGCGCAAAAUUCAAGGGACGGAGGAGUUUUACCUGUUAUUAAUGAGUCACUGAGCAGUGAAGCCCAUGAACAAUUUCGAUAUUUACUAGGUCGCAGGUUUCAUAAUGUAACUGACAUUAUUUACGAUCUGCCAAAUGACGAGAUCGAAGUUGAUCGGUUGCAUUUGGAGCAUUUCUUGACACGGGACAUAUGGGAAUCAAAUUUCUCAUCUCCAAUAGCUUCUCAAUUAGAAGCAGGGUGUAGUGUCCUGGAUGUUGGAUGUGGACCAGGCACGUGGACAAUAGAGAUGGCGAUUAAUUAUGAAAAAUCAGCUUUCAUUGGUAUAGAUAUUUCACCAAUAUUCCCAACGGAAAUCAAACCUAGAAAUGUCAUUUUUGAAGAAGGGAAUAUCCUCAAUGGAAUCUCUCAUCCUGAUGAAUCAUUUGAUUUUGCACAUAUGCGAUAUAUGUUCCCAUCUUUUACACAGCAUCAAUGGGAAGAAGUAGUCAUAAAUGAAGUUGUACGUGUUAUCAAAAUUGGAGGUUGGUUAGAAUUAUGUGAAUAUGAAUUAUGUCAAAACUGUGGUCCGGUAUUGGGAAGGUUACUGUCUGCCCGAAGAGAAAUGCUUAUCAAGGAGGGAAGAAAUCCGGAUGUUGCACAGAUUCUUGGAGAAUUAAUGAAAAAUACACAAUAUUUUGAUGAUAUUCACCAAAAAAAAAAAGAUGUUCCAAUUGGCUCAUGGGCUGGCAAGAUAGGAGAAGUGGGAAGAGACAAUAUAGUUACUCGGAUGGUCGGAAUAAAACCUGCCCUAUAUUCAUUUAUGAAUAUUACUUCUGAAGAAUAUGACGAAAUGAUACAAAAAAGUAUCGAGGAGUUUAACGAGUAUAAAACAUUUUUCGUUACCUUUAGAUGUACAACCUCUUUAUAA
Cetraspora pellucida is the source of this 951-nucleotide messenger RNA. The record is from the annotation of a GenBank genome assembly. NCBI's taxonomy places the organism in Eukaryota, Fungi, Glomeromycota, Glomeromycetes, Diversisporales, Gigasporaceae.